UAGAGCGGGGCAGUCCAAAAAAAUAGUCGCUGUCGUUUUUGUGCAUGUUGUUGUCAAUGUCGUCCGUUCACGGAGUUUUUCCCCAAUUAUUCACAUUCGAGCUGCGGAGUACAACGUGACUUUUGUAAUGUCUUUGUAAUGCCUGAAACUUUCGCAAGGAGAGUGAGUCUACUUUAUUCGAUUCCAGCAUUGUUUUGAAGUUGUGUAUGACCGGAAGUAACACAGUAACACUGGAAUGAGCAAGUCAAAAGAUGGAGAUGUUGGGGUUGCGAUAGAAGACUACCUCAAUCGUGCGAACAGACCUUACAGUGCCAUUGAUGUAUUCAACAACCUACACAAAGAGUUUGGAAAAACAGCUGUUGUUCGAGCUCUGGAGGAUCUGGCUGAAAAUGGAAAAAUCAAAGAGAAGAUUUACGGAAAGCAGAAAGUGUAUUUCGCUGAUCAGAGUCAGUUUCCUGCAGUGGAUGAGUCUGAGCUGAAGAGCAUGGACGCUGAAAUCAAUGAUCUCACUGGCAAGUUACAGAUGUCACAAAGCACUUGUAAGCAGCAGGAAAAUGAGUUGAGAAAGAUUGACAGCUCAAUGAGUACAGAAGAUGCCAAGCAACGACUGGAACAAGUCAAUCAAGAGAUCGAGCACAAUAAAGAGAGGUUGACUACCAUCAAAUCUAUGACCAAUCAUGUCACUCCACAAGAGAAGGAAAGGAUUUAUGCCAAUCAGACCAAAUAUGUCAAAGAGUGGAAGAAGAGAAAACGAAUGACAAUGGAUAUAGUCAACGCCAUCCUAGAAGGGUAUCCUAAGACAAAGAAACAAUUAUUUGAGGAUGUUGGAUUAGAAACAGAUGAAGAAUAUAAUGUGACCGUCCCAAGCUAAGCAGCACCAUCAUAAAAAGGUAACCUGGUGGUGGUUAGGCCUCAAGAUGACAGCCUGAAAUAUCUCGUCAAACUUGCUUGAGACGUCCCACGGAGCCCUACCAUAGAAGGUAGAUAAAUGUCCACAGUUCAACCAACUAAAGCUUCAUUGAGUAGCUUUCCCGAGUGACGGUACUGGAUGCUAGCCUUUUGUCAAGACCUAUGUGGCUUGAACAGCUUCGUACAGCUGCGAUCCAAAGCAACUGGAAGAGGAGUGAGUCAAGUGGUACAACCAAGAGGGCCUUUUGAAUCUUGACUUUUGUUACAAAAAAAUAGUUCAUACUCUAUAAAUAAUUCAUAAAAAAA
Asterias rubens (European starfish) is the source of this 1215-nucleotide messenger RNA. Its product is annotated as homologous-pairing protein 2 homolog. The coding region runs from base 236 to 871 and encodes 211 amino acids. The record is from RefSeq and is a predicted model, not a curated record. Gene Ontology annotation, molecular function: recombinase activator activity; double-stranded DNA binding. Gene Ontology annotation, cellular component: DNA recombinase auxiliary factor complex; condensed nuclear chromosome. Gene Ontology annotation, biological process: meiotic strand invasion involved in reciprocal meiotic recombination; meiotic joint molecule formation; homologous chromosome pairing at meiosis. The transcript is spliced from 9 exons. Lineage: Eukaryota; Metazoa; Echinodermata; Asteroidea; Forcipulatida; Asteriidae.